Malassezia globosa CBS 7966 is the source of this 1230-nucleotide messenger RNA. RefSeq lists its product as uncharacterized. Gene Ontology annotation, cellular component: nucleus. The record is from RefSeq and is a predicted model, not a curated record. NCBI's taxonomy places the organism in Eukaryota, Fungi, Basidiomycota, Malasseziomycetes, Malasseziales, Malasseziaceae. Bases 1 to 1230 code for a protein of 409 amino acids. Gene Ontology annotation, biological process: response to oxidative stress. The transcript has a single exon.
AUGUCUGGAGCCAUCACUCAAGAACCAGCUGCGAUGAUUCAAGAGGAAGAAAAACCAAUUUCGAGUCAUACAUCUACGCAGUCUUCGUCUUUGCCCACAUUAUCGACGUCUUCACCAUCAACAUCAUCUCACUGGUCCGAUGCGAUAUGGAACAAGCUCGCAGCCCUCAGUGCAUUCAGAGAUUCUUCGUCAUCGUCUUCAAAGACAAAGAAACAGCGCCGACCAUCUGUAGUUCGUCGACAGACGAUGUCAGGACCAAUUUCUGGUGCACCGGGCUUUGAUCCCGAUGCAUCUGCUCGUUGGAAUCACGGGCAUUGGUCUAUGCAUGCAGAUCAAGAGCAUGAGCGCGAUAGGCUUCCGAUUCCUGUCGAACUCAAGCAAAGACGCUAUGACACAGACCCUGUUAUUGAGCCAUGGCAUGCAGCUCGUAUUCAAGCACUCUUUCCGCGUCGACUCCGUCUUGGGAAGACAUGGUCAUUGCUUUACUCUUUAGAUCAACACGGUGCAAGUUUGUCGACAUUGUACAGCCGCGUUGGACGACUUUCUAGUGACAUGACGUCAAUGACAAGUGGUCCUAGCGAGGCGUGGCUGCGUGGAUCCUCUGCAGCCGCACGAUCUGCCGCCCUAGGAACCUCAGCUCCUGCCGCGUGCACAAGCUUAACUGCCAGUGCAACUAAUUCUAUGAUGGACUGUGCCGUCGUACUUGCCGUUAGAGAUGCAGAUGACAAUAUAUUUGGCGCGUUUGUCAAUGAACCUUUUCAUGUGGCUUCGCACUAUUACGGAAACGGACAAUGUUUCCUGUGGAAGACCGUGCAGCGGCGUUUGCCUGCAGUACCAGAAAUAACAGAUGGUGAUGCAAGCAAGCACGACGACUUGCAUCCUGACCGAGCCAUUGAGUACUUUCGCUGGUCAGGCGAAAACGACUAUAUGGUCUUAUCUGAAUCUGAUUACCUGUCUGUGGGUGGGGGGGAUGGUCGUUACGGCUUGUGGCUCGACGAUACAUUGACGAAUGGCUUGUCUGGACGGUGCCCUGCAUUCCAUAAUGAGGUGUUGUGUGAUCCACACGAAAGUAAUGCGAGCCAUGCUGCCGAUAAUGCACCAAAACCACCAGCAGACCUGCUGGGCCCCGUAGACGAGACCCAGAAUCAAGUGGAAUCACAGGCAAACAUGUCAGAAACAAAACGCUUUUCAUGCAUAGGUUUAGAGGUUUGGGCUGUAGGGAUAGAAUGA